AAAAAAAAAAGAAAAAAAAAAAAGCUGAACCCAGCCUUCCUGUUUCUUUAAAGCCGCUCAUCUGCGCGACGGGCCGGCUCCAGCGGCGAGGGGCAGGCGGCGCGGAGCCGAGCCGCGGGCAGGCAAGCGGCCGCACGCACGGAGAGAGAGACCUGGCCACCGGGGCUCCCACUGUUCGCCGCAGCCUAGCGGGCCCAGAUGGGCGGCGGCGGCAGCGGGGCGGCGGUGACGGAGCGGCGGAUCAGCCGCUGCUGAGCGCACCCGCGUAGCGCCCCGCGCCAUGCGGAGCACGCCGCUGGCGGAGGGCGAGACCUGGCCGCGCCUCUGCUCUGCUGAGCUCGGGGGGCUGCGGCGACUGCGGCGCAAGCAGCGCUGCGGGGGAUUCCGCGUGGAACUGAAAGUGCUGAGCGGGAGGCGGACUGGGCUCCGCGGGCCCCCCCCGCGCCCCGCCGCGCCGUCGCCCGCCUGGGAGCCGCGCAGCGCCUGCCCCGCCGCGCCGCCGCUCCCCUCUGCCCGCCCGCCGCCGCCCGCUGCCUCCCCGCGCCCGCGGCUGGGCGAGGCGUCCGGCGUCUCUCCGGAGAUCAAAGCCCUGCAGCAGACGCGGCGGCUGCUGGCCAACGCCCGCGAACGGACCCGCGUCCACACCAUCAGCGCCGCCUUCGAGGCGCUGCGGAAGCAGGUUCCCUGCUAUUCUUAUGGUCAAAAGUUGUCCAAACUGGCCAUCUUGAGAAUAGCCUGUAACUAUAUCCUUUCCCUGGCCAGACUAGCAGACCUGGAUUACAGCGCUGACCACAGUAACAUGAGCUUCUCUGAAUGCGUGGAGCAGUGCACUAGGACCUUACAAGCAGAAGGAAGAUCUAAAAAAAGGAAGGAGUAAUAACCAGGAAGGGAAGAUUCAGAAGAGGUUUCAGACAGAGUUGCAUCUGUUUUUGGCAAAAGUUGCAUAAUCCAGAUGAAGACUGCAAGCAAUGUUUUCACAGAGACCCCUUUUCAAGAUGUUGAUUGGCCAAGGAACUUUCUUAAUCUCUGGAAUAGAAAGGAAAAAAGGAAAAGAAACAAACAAAAAAAAAAAAGGAGGAGGAUGCUUCCUAUUGUUGUUAAGCCAGCCACCUUUUAGUAUUUAAUUAACGCUUUUCCCUUUGCUUAACUGGGAAACGUUCCCCUCUCAGCUCAUGUGUACAGUAAUUUGUGUUGUUGCUACUGUGCCAAAGAUUUGAUGGAGCUUCUACACUGUGUCCUAUUUUUGCCUUAACAUUAAGUCUUUGAGCCAAAGAGAAGUUAGAGAUGCCCUGCAGAUGGUGCCGAGCAGGCCAGCCAGCUGUCAGUGACAGAUGUGGACUUCUGAAUCCCUCUGUGAGUUGUCUCUUAUUUCUUCUGCCCACACUCCUCUGCCUGCAGCCCUGGCACCAGUGUUCAGUGUAGGCAAGAGCUUGGACAGCACCAAAUCAUGCUUCAGCACUCAGCUUUGCUUCUUUGUUCAAGCCACUCUGCAGUUCUGCCAUCUGGGCAAUUUCCUGCCUGUGCAGCACAUUCGUGGGGUAGAAAUACUGACAGAAAGUGAGAACUGAAACAAGAACUAGGGUUUUAUUUAAUUGUUUUUUAACAAAUAAAUAUAAAUAAAUAAGCAAAAGCUCAGUGCCACAUAAAGAGAAGAAAUAAAUCAGAAGCAAGUUCAGCUAAUCAGAAGGAAAUGCAAGAAAGGCAGCGGGCAUUCAGCUUUGUGAUGCUGUCUUGCCCAUGGGGUUCUUCAAGUGAUCAGAAGCCCAUGAAGUGCAAAAGCAUUUGGAGCCUGUAUUGUACUUUUCACUUCAAAUUGAAGUAAAAAAGAGAAAAGAUUGAGAAACGUUUGCUUGGAGUAAGCAAACUUAUUGGUAAUGCAGUUGGUGUGCAAGAUAUCUGCUAACGAUGGUGGACAGAGCCCUGUGCCGAAGGGAAAGCAAAGCAAAGGUGUGCACUCCAAGGAGAUGGUCAUGGUUUGCUCCCUGUUCGAGGGGCAGGGUUAUUUGCGAGGUUAGGCAAAUCAGUGUGAAUCAGGUGCCCAGGUGUCUGGCUUGCUCCAGUAUGAAUCUGGCUGAGCAUCACUAGGCACAGAGGUGGGAGGUGAGAGGCUGGGGUGGGCAAGCAUCAGGGGGCAGAAGAGGGGAAUAACCCCUGAUUUACUGCCACAAAGUCUAAACCUGAACUCAGUGCCUGCCCAUUUAUCUCCCAAGCUGAGCAGUGGCAGAUGGACACCAAGCUGGGGAGCUAGCAUGCAAAACCAGAGCUCCCUAGAUCAGACUCUGGGUCUGGGGUGCUAGGCUGCAUGGUCAUGGUCUGCUUGCUGCCAUGUACUCUGGCCCAGGCAAGGAUGGACAAACACCUGGUGGGGAAGCUCAAGAUGUCUUAUAUUUUGAUUUCUGAGACACCUGAGAAAUGGCUGUGUCUAGACAUCCAGACUCCCUCCCAGGAGCUCAAUAUAUCCCUCUGCCCUCACUGCUGGUCAUUAUAAGCAGCCCAAUAAAAUACCUUUUUAGAUUA
Molecule: messenger RNA, 2517 nt
Organism: Pogoniulus pusillus (Red-fronted tinkerbird)
Lineage: Eukaryota; Metazoa; Chordata; Aves; Piciformes; Lybiidae
Gene: ATOH8
Product: atonal bHLH transcription factor 8
Exons: 3
Coding region: 281-877 (198 amino acids)
Biological process (GO): axon development; sensory organ development; positive regulation of transcription by RNA polymerase II
Cellular component (GO): nucleus
Molecular function (GO): DNA-binding transcription factor activity, RNA polymerase II-specific; E-box binding; protein dimerization activity
Source: RefSeq, a predicted model, not a curated record